CUUUCUCCUUCCCAAGGCAGACACAGCCGGAUACCCUUCGUCAAGGUAAAUACUCACUCUAGGAGCAAAAAAUAGUUUUAGUCGACUUAUUUCAGCUUUCUCUGUCGCCUGGAUCAAGAAGCUUUAAUUUCCGAAAGGACAUAUCUCAGCUGGAAAUAUGGCGGAAGCAGCAGGCCUAGCUCUAGGAGUUGCUUCGCUGCUUAUUGCUGCUAUUGAGAGCUAUCGUUGCGCUACAACCUUCUUUGGCACCAUCAAAAAAUACCCACGAAAGCUUAGAGAAGCAAUACAAACGCUACGAAUGCAAGAGUUGUGCUUUCGGAAAGCCAACGAGCAGAUUCUGCGCCACUGCGUUGAUGCCCACGAGGCAAGGAAAAUGCUUAGGGAUGCUGAGCACCCUGCCUGGCGCGACCCAUCUGUGUCGAGCCGCUACAUUGAUCUUCUCGGAGGGGACCAAAACGGUUUCGAAGCCGCCAUAUCUCUCAUUUGCGACUCUUUAGAUGCCGUUCGAAGGCAUCUCGAGGAGUUCGUGGUACAUCCAAAGACGAGUAUCACGGUAGCUAGGAAGCAGCUUCGUUUCGCUUUUGAGCGGUCACGCAUUCAAGAUUCGCUACAAGAUCUGACGGAGAAGACCCAGAACUUCAUUGCCUUGACUAACCUGGUCACGGCACAUGUUCCAUCUUCCGAGGAGUUACGUUCCAAGCUGAACUCUUGGGGUCUAAGGAAGGUGAUGGGGCAAUUCGCCGUCGUCAAGAGCACUGCAGCAGACCUCUAUGGAGCUCUGGAAUCAGCAUGUGUAGACCACGACGCACACCAAGCAUAUCUCAGCCUCAGUCCAGCCUGUUCUGAUACUCGGCAGAUUCGUUUCACCCUGGCCUUUGGUCAACUCGCGCUGAGCCCAUUAGAUCCAGAUUUUGGCGCCAACGAAAAGCCUUUAUGGCUCACUAUCGAGUCAAGCGGUAGCGGUACAAUAGAGAAUGUCAACGGCGAGACUGAUGGCCUUCGCCAGAUGGUGACCACAUUGAAACGGACCUUCGCCUGCGCCCAGGACGAUUGCGAUUACGAUCGGGAUUUCAUCAAGGACGAGAAAGUCAAGCCGCCGCAGCGGCAACGAAAUACUAGUAGUAGCUCUGGAUCAACGACGCUAGUGUUACCUCCUCCACCUCCUCCAACCACUUUCAUCAAUCUCUGCAAGCAUCGCAAGAUAUGUCGUCACCUCGCGCAAUUCAGAGGCCUCACUCUACCGAGCGAUCAAGCUGUUGGCUAUCUCGAAAAGUCAUUAGGCUCGAAGCACGUCAUCUAUCUCGAUCGCCGAUUGUCGCAGAGAUCAGCCGCCUCAGUCGGGCCCAGCCUCAAGAGCCUCCAAGACAUUCUUAAGGAAAGCGACGAUGACAACGCCGACAAAAGAUUCUCACUCCGUCAGCGCAUUUCUCUCGCUGGACAGCUUGCACGGGCAGUCCUGCAUUUCCACAAAACCGCCUGGCUGCAGGACACCUUGGACAGCCAAAUCAUAAUGGUGCGCAGGAGGAAGGUUCCUUCGUCACAUGCCACUCCAGAUGCGGGCGCCGACUCACGGCUUGAAGUAUUCGCAACCACCAACAUCCACAGUCCAGCAAGUGGAAUACUUGUAUCUUCGACGUGGUCCAAUCCUCUAGUCAUUAGGAACCGUCUCCUGUUCAGUCUGGGCGUCGUGUUGCUCGAAUUAGUGUACGAAAAGCCGCUAGCCGCCAUGACCGAUCCAAUCGACCGCGUCGGCACUGAGCCGUGCGACGUCCCCUACCGUACUGCCAUCCGCUUGUCGAAGAGACUUUCGUCCAAGUGGGGCCCGAAGUAUGCAGAGACGGUACGCAAAUGCUUGCAUUGUGACUUUGGUCAGGGCUUUGACCUGGGGCAGAAUAGGCUUCAGGAAGCGUUAUAUUGGUCUGUCAUUUGUGAGCUGGAGACGCUGGCAGAAAGCCUGGGAUGAGCCUAAGGGAGGGCUUGGGCUUUCUAUAUGUACCUCACUCAUCUCAGUUUUUCUCUAU
Cladophialophora immunda is the source of this 2021-nucleotide messenger RNA. RefSeq lists its product as uncharacterized. Lineage: Eukaryota; Fungi; Ascomycota; Eurotiomycetes; Chaetothyriales; Herpotrichiellaceae. The transcript has a single exon. The record is from RefSeq and is a predicted model, not a curated record. Bases 158 to 1963 code for a protein of 601 amino acids.